Molecule: messenger RNA, 1029 nt
Organism: Naegleria fowleri
Lineage: Eukaryota; Heterolobosea; Eutetramitea; Acrasida; Naegleriidae
Exons: 2
Coding region: 1-1029 (342 amino acids)
Source: RefSeq, a predicted model, not a curated record
AUGACCAUUCAAAACAAUUCUAAAACAAUAUGGAUUUUCAACAAUCAGAGUAAGAUGAUGACACAAAAUUUUUCCUUCUCCUUGUUCGGAAAUAGAAAACAAUCUGAUUUUAAAAAACUUACAGCCAUUCAAAUCAAGGAGAAUGCAUUCCGAAAUGAAUUACUGACCAAGGAUGAAGCCUAUAAACAUUGCCUUUCUCAUAAUGUAUUAACACGACAAUUAUUGGAAUAUUUUGAAAUUAUUCAUCAAAUGAACAUGAAUCAACUUGAUGGUGAUGCACAUUUAGAUGUUGAAAAAAAGAUUUUUGAAUUUCUUUUAUUGAAGAGGAGAACAUUACUUCCCAAUGUAAAUGGAGAUGGUAUAUUUUUGAAAGGACAAGUGAAAAAAGGCCAAGUAGUUUGUCUGUAUCCUGGUAUGGUUUAUGACAGCAGUGAUCCCAUUUUCUUUCAAUCAAUAGGAAAUCAUUUCAUCAACCAAAGAAGCCCAUGUUGUAGAGUGGAUGGCAACGACAGAUUUAUUUCAAAAUUAUUCUUCCAAUCCUAUUCAACACGAGACGACAUCAUUUUAACAAAUGGUCAAGUCAUUAAGCAAUGUGACGCCUCAUGGCUAAAUUUUCGUCAUGUUCACGAUCAUACCUAUGAAGACCCUCACAUGUUUGACAAUACAAACAACAACGAUGCUGCUUAUUGGCAAGUAAGAAAACAAUUCUCAAUCAAAAAUCAUUUAAACAUUGGGCAUUACAUUAACUCUCCUGUCACAAACGAUGAAACAUCCAAUGAUCACAACAACCAUCAAAAUCCCAAGUUCGAAAGUAAUGUCAUGUACUAUGAAUAUGAUUUCAAAUUACAUGAAUGGCCACUUCACCUUCGGCAGUACAUUCCAAAUCUCUCUUACAAACCACUCUCUGAAGACUCUCAAUUGCUUACCAAAUCCAUUUUACUUAUUUCACUCUGUGACUUGAACAGUCCAAAAGGCGAAAUUGAACUUUUUGCAAACUAUCUCCACUACGACGAUGAUAACAGCAAUUAA